GUUUCCACAGAUUCUGUUGGGAAUGACUUAUGGGGGAAAAAAAGCCCCAUUGGAAGGAAUUCUAUUUAGGAAAUCUGAAGACUUUUAUAGCAAAACCUCCAGUGUCAAAAUGAACACAGAUAGCGGUGGGUGUGCUCGCAAACGUGCUGCAAUGUCUGUCACAUUAACAGCUGUGAAGAGAGUUCAGAGUUCUCCAAACCUAUUGGCCUCAGGGUCUGAUUCUCAGUCUCCAGAUUCAGCUUGGAGAUCUUACAAUAAUGGAAGUAGAGAGACACUGAAUGGAGACGCUAGCAGUUCAUCUCUUUCAGCAAAAGGUUUUAGGAGUGUGCGGCCAAAUCUACAGGAUAAAAAAUCACCAACUCAGGCACCUCUGCCACCCCCUAGAAAAGCAAGAGUAACUAAUCACAAGAAUGAAAUUAAUCUCCAGGCAGUAACAGCUGGUCCAGCUAAAUACCAUCCCACAGAUACUGCCUAUUACACUAAUGAGAAGUCUGUUCAGGAGACAAUGUCAUUUCAAAUAUCUAACACAAGUGUGUCCUAUGCACAAAAAAUCAUUAAACCACUGACCUCAAACUCCAGUGCAGGCACAAACACAGUAGCUGGUAUAAGUACUACUUUCCAUCAAGGCCAGAGGCAACAGUCUCAAAAACGUAAGGUAUCUACCCUGAAAUUAACCCGGACACGUGACCCAGCAAGUAGCAUUCAUUGUAAUUCACAGCAACAGCUCGAGCCUGUUGAAGAGCCAGUAUUUCCACAAAGGCCUGUCUCACCUGCCUGUAACCCCAUGCCUGAGAUACACACAGCAUCUCUUUCCAUUCAGAUAGCUUCCUCCCCUGACAAUAAAGCAGAGCCUGAAAUCCAAGAACAUCCACCUAGUAUUUCUCCAGACACUUCAAAGAUGUCUUCAAAGGAUUUGGGACAAAAGUCUACAGUUCUUCCUUCUUCACAGGCUGCAGAAUGCCAUGUGCUUGGAAACCAGAAAGUAACUGCCCCUGUGAUGGAGGUAAAUGCUUCACAGACACACAGACAAACAGCAACAGAAGCUUCUCCACUGCCUCUUCCUUCUCCUGUGGUACCAGUUAACAGAGCCUCUUUCUCACCAGACAGUAGCACCCAUCUAGUACCAUAUUCUUUGCCAACGCUUGAUGAUUUUUUGCCUUCACAUUUUUAUAAAACCCCAGCCCUUUCACAAUUUUCAUAUAAAUGCCCAUACCUAGCUUCUGAAAGUAUUAUCCACAGGAAUGAAACAGCCUCUGUAAGCACAGAUUCUGCCAUGAGUGAGUGCUCCUCCCGCACAGUGAGUGAGUCCUCCACAGCCAUUCUAGAUGAGCUGCAGACUUGUAGCUAUGAUACUACUGACUGCUCUGAAACACCUUCCCCAACCUUGAGCCAGAUGUCUGCUGUGUCAGAUGGCACCACCUUAACCAACACUGCUGCCACUUCUCAUGCUCAGAUCACAGUGAAUGGGAAUUCUGGCACUGCUGCCAGCCCAGUGAGUCACUUUCAAAGGCCUUUUUCCCCUUCUUCAGCUUACCCUCCACCAGCUUCGCUCAAUUCCAACAUUGUUAUCAUGCAGCAUGGCAGGAUGAUGGAGUCCACAGAGACAUACUCACAGCAUGUUCAGAAUGUUGGCAGCAGCACCACCACCAGUACAAUACCAAUCUGUAGAACCUCAGAAGAAGAAAAAAAAAUUACAGUAAUUAAAGCUCCACAUUAUGCAGGGAUUGGCCCGGUAGAUGAAUCUGGAAUCCCUACAGCAAUUAGAACGACAGUUGACAGGCCAAAGGAUUGGUACAAGACAAUGUUCAAGCAAAUCCAUAUGGUUCAUAAACCUGAUGACGACGCAGACUUUUAUAAUACUGCAUAUGCAUACGGUACUGGUAGCUACAGUCCAUCCUUCUCUGCUCAGGCACAUCCAGCUGCAAAGACACAGACGUACAGACCCUUGUCUAAAAGUGCUUCUGACAGUAGCUCCGAUGCCUUUAAGGUCUCGUCCCCUUUACCACCCCCACAUGUGCCACCUCCAGUACCACCACAUCGUCUGAGGCAAAGGUCUACACCAGAAAAAAAUGACUGGGAUCCUCCUGACAGAAAGGUAGAUACUCGCAAGUUCCGUUCUGAACCAAGAAGUAUUUUUGAAUAUGAGCCAGGAAAGUCAUCAAUCCUUGAACAUGAAAGACCGACUGAUCGCAUAAACCCUGAUGACAUAGAUUUAGAAAACGAACCCUGGUAUAAAUUCUUUUCAGAACUGGAGUUUGGACGUCCGCCACCUAAAAAGAUUUUGGACUAUUUUCAAGAGAGUUCUUCUGGUGUUUCCAAUGAGGCUUCCUUAUAUCAUCACUAUUCAACAGACAGAGGCCUGGACAGGCCCUGUAGUUCUGCAAGUACUGCGAGUGACUUCAGAAAGCGAAGGAAGUCAGAACCUGCUGUAAGUCAUCAGAGGGCACACAGUGAUCAGAAUGCAAACAGAUCUAACCUGGGCCGUACAGACAUACAAGGCCCAUGUACCACCCUUAGAAAGCCUUUAACUAGCUCAUCUCCUUCUUCCCCGUCCAGAGCAAAAGGUGGGGAUAUUAGCAAAGUAUAUCCAUCCCUUUUAAGUUAUUCAGUGCACAACCAAAACACCUCAAAUGAAUUAGAUUACUGUAGCACUUACAGGCAACAUUUAGCUGUUCCAAAUGAUUCAAGAAGGGCAAUUAGCUACAAGAAUGGCUGGCAAAUGACUCGCCAAAAUGCAGAAGUCUGGAGCAGCACAGAAGAAAAUGCUUCUCCAAAGAGAAAAUCUCGUAGCUGUGAUGAUCUGUUAACAGAUGAUCGUGAUAGCUUUCCUGAUGCACAGGCCAAGGCUGAAAGCAUGGGCUCUCUGUUAUGUGAGGAGGAUUCCAAAGAAAUUUGCUCAAUGAACUGGAACUCCCCAUAUGUUGAGGGCCGUGGUAGUGGUAGGUCGAGAGUUCGUCACAGAUCUGCACAUGAUGCUCCAGGUUUCCUGAAAAUGUACAAAAAGAUGCACCGCAUCAAUCGCAAGGACUUAAUGAAUUCUGAGGUGAUUUGUUCUGUGAAGUCCAGAAUACUGCAGUAUGAAAAAGAACAGCACAAAGGUAUUCUUCAAGGCUGGAGAGAGUCUUCUACUGAAGAGGUGCCCAGAGACAUGGUGCCAACCAGAAUAUCUGAAUUUGAAAAAUUAAUUCAGAAGUCAAAAUCAAUGCCGAAUCUUGGUGAUGAAAUGUUGUCAACUGCUACAUUAGAGCCUCCUAAAAAUGGCUUGUGUCCAAAGAGGCGAUUUUCUAUCGAGUCCUUGCUGGAAGAAGAAACUCCAGUCAGACAUCCCUCUCAGGUACAACAGAGCUACAAGUCUAAAACCCUGGUGCCAAUUCAUAUUGAAGUGACCAGUGAUGAGCCACAACGAUCACAUAUAGAUUUUUCAGACAGUGAUCAAGAUGGAGUGGUUUCUGAUCUCAGUGACUUUAUCCAGAUAGAGGGUUCAUCCUUUUGUAGUGAAAGUGACUUCGAUCACUUUUCCUUCACAUCAUCUGAAAGCUUUUAUGGAUCAGGCCAUCACCACCACCACCAUCACCACCACCACAGGCAUCUCAUUAGCUCCUGCAAAGGGCGAUGCCCAGCAUCCUACACUCGCUUCACCACCAUGCUAAAACAUGAAAGGGCUAAGCAAGAAACCACUGAAGAUCCAAGGAGACAGGAAGCAGAAUCUGGCCUCUCUAAGAUAGCAUUCCUGGUCAGUCCAGUGCCUUUCCGGAGGAAAAAAAGUGCAGCUCCUAAAAAACAAACCGAAAAGAAAAAAUGCAAGUCAUCUGUAUUUGAAGCACUAGAUUCUGCACUUAAAGACAUCUGUGACCAAAUUAAAGCUGAAAAAAGACGGGGAAGCUUGCCUGACAACAGUAUAUUACACAGACUUAUUACUGAGCUGCUUCCAGACAUUCCAGAAAGGAAUUCAUCUCUUAAAGCUCUGAAAAAGAGUCCCAUGCACCAGCCUUUUCAUCCACUGCCUCAAGAUGGUGCUAUCCAUUGUCCACUGUACCAGAAUGAUUGUGGAAGAUUACCUCUUAGUGCCUCUUUUCCAGACAUGGAUGCAACUAACAACAACGAUAGUGCACUGUGUUUCCAAGUAGACCAGGAGUCUCCUGGAAGCUAUUCUUCUGCUUUCACUGAUGUGGGCCGAUUUACUCCAAGGGAGAGAAGAGGAACUACAGACAAAGAGAAACUGCCAGCUAGAGCUGUAUAUGACUUUAAAGCUCAGACUUCUAAAGAGCUGUCCUUUAAGAAAGGAGAUACUGUCUAUAUCCUCAGGAAAAUUGAUCAAAACUGGUAUGAGGGUGAGCACCAUGGAAGAGUUGGAAUAUUCCCUAUUUCUUAUGUUGAGAAACUUUCUCCUCCAGAAAAAGCACAGCCUGCCAGGCCACCUCCCCCUGCACAGAUUGGAGAGAUUGGAGAAGCUGUUGCCAAAUACAAUUUCAGUGCAGACACAAAUGUGGAGUUAUCACUUAAAAAGGGAGACAGAGUAAUUCUUCUCAAGCGAGUUGAUCAAAACUGGUAUGAAGGUAAAAUACCAGGAACCAACAGACAAGGCAUCUUCCCUGUUUCCUAUGUAGAAGUCAUCAAAAAGAAUGCAUCAAAAAGUGUUGAUGACUAUCCUGAUCCUCCGAUCCCCCAAAGCUAUUCUAGUGACAGAAUACACCAUUUAAGUUCAGCUAAGCCAGCUCUACAUUUUGUGGGAACAUCAGAAGACUCUGAUCCUCCUUUCCACCUUUCUUCUAAUCUUCCACUUCACUCUGCCAAGGCACCUACUUUCCACUCCGUUCCUCCAACAUACCUGUCUAUUGCUUCCCUCCCACCUCCCCUCCUCUCUAAACCGUUACAUCAGCAAGAGAAAGACUCACCACAGUUAAAGGCUAAUUUAAAGAGAGAGAGAUUUGUUAUGGGUAAACCUCCUCGUAGCCCAGUGAUGACUAAGAGAUCCUGCAGCUCACCUGUCAGAGGUCACAGCUAUUCACACAGGCCACAGCGCCCUGUGCUUUCUCAUGAAAACAUACACAGUGGGGGGGAACCGAAUGAAGAUGAAUUGGAGCUCAGAGAGGGAGAUGUCAUUGAUGUGAUGGAAAAAUGUGAUGAUGGAUGGUUUGUGGGAACCUCGAGAAGAACCAAAUUCUUUGGUACUUUCCCUGGAAACUAUGUCAAGAGGCUGUGAAAUUUUUUUUUCUACUUAUUUAUGCUGCAUCUCUGCAACACAUCUGCAUAAAGCUGCUAGAAAACAUGCUACGCUGGCCUUCUGUUUUCUUGCUUGCAGUCUCAAAUAGAGGCCAUCUAGUUCAUCCUCAUCCCAUCCCACCCGCCAAACCGUUCCAGCAGUAUUACAGCAACGACCACAGAGUGAAUAACUAAGCUUUUCUGAGACAAGAGGAAUCAUUUCAGCAUUUAAACACUCCCUGCUUUAAAGUCUUUUUAUGUGAAACACAAUAGGAAAAGCCUGAUGACAGGUACCCAGAGGAAUUGCCAUGGGGGGUGGGGGGAAGGGGGGAAAAACUAUGCUUGGUUAGAACAUUUGUGGUACUACCGUGAAGUCUGGUGGGAUUUUUUCAGCAUGCAUGUAAUACAGGGGAAAGUUGCUGUUUACUAUUUUUAAAAAAAUUGUUUGAGUUUCCACAUUCUUACUAGCUUGGCAGCAUUUUUUGCUUCCACUUGCUGUAUCACGGGUUUGCCUAUUGUACUGGUUUACAAUGUAUGACAAACUAUAAUAUAGAUUGUUUGCCUGCACUUGUAUGCUGUAACAUAUGCACAGUGAUUGUAAAAUCUCAAGCAAGCAUAGUGAAAAAUGGAAGAACUGCAAGUGUUCUGAACGGGUGCAAUGGUAUUGGCUAAAUCUUUUUUUCUUUUUUUCCCCUAACAAACCUGUAGUGUUUUCUGUUAAAAGGUGAGAAGUGAAAAAGGCAAUAAGACUUGGGAAAGAGGAUUUAAGGAAGAGACAGACAGUGGUAUAAGCAUAGACAAUAAUAACCUGCUACUGAUGUCUGAUACUAAAUGGUUGCAAUCAAAAUGUUGUGAUAGUAAGCAACAUGAAAUGUGAGAGGUUAGUGUUUUUACAUAUCAGGAAUUUUAAUAAGCAGAAAGUAAACAGUGUUAGUGCAAUGGGUUGUUGGGUUUGGGGUUUUUUUCCUAACAUAGCCACCUGAAAAAUAUUCACAAGUAUCAUGUACUGAUUUACUUCACUAUAUUUGUAUAUGUAUAUUAAUGAAACCCAAGUUACACAUUCUUUUUAGGAAUUUAGACAGGAAAAAAAGUCACAAGUAUUAAAACCGAUACAUUUUAGAGGUGUUUUUUUUCUUUUUUUUUCCUGAAUGAAACAAAGUAUUUGAAAACAUACAUUUUCCAUAAGCAAAGGUAAGCAUAAAAUUAGCAAAUAAAAUUAAGGCACAGGACGAUAAUGGCUAUGGCUUUAUAAAAUAAAAAUUCAGAUUUGGUUUCUUCAGCACCUUAUAGAUGGCAAAAGCUUCUGCUGCAUUUCUCAUGGGUAAAGGAUCGAAAUUAUCAAAAUGUAUGUAGUCUCUGUAGCAUUUUGUACAUAUGUUUGCUUUUUUGUACAGAGCCAUUUGGUUGUUGAUUUUUAAAAAAAAAAAGUUCCUUAUUUGAUCUUUGCCCUCUUUACAUACAGAACAUUUCAAUGCAUUUUUCUUUUCUUGCUCUGUUUACCAUAAGUACAUCUGGAUAGUGCAAUUCUGUAAGAUAGCAUUUUAUGCAAAAUUUUAUUAAUUAAAAUAUGGUUUACCAGCCAAAUCUAAAUGUACAUAUGUCUUUAUUACUGAGAAAUGUCAUUAAGACAAAGGUAAAGAAACAUCUUUGUGCAGCAUACCUUUAUUAUUGCAGAUUUCAUGGCAAAAGCUUUAUAUUCAAAGGCUUUCAAUUUUAAACUAGAUCUGCAUGCAGCUUUGCUGUGAAAUUAAUACCUAUCUUUGAUGCCAUUUAUGAUUGAAGACUUAAAUAUCUGUUGCCUGUGAUAUUUAAAAAGUACUGUUUCUACUCUGUAUCUGAUUUUAGAAAAAUGCAGGUUUUUCAUACCUGACUUUCAGGUAACUGACUUUGAAUUCCUACAAGCAAAAGGUCUCUGUGGUUUUUCUUUUCUUGAAUAGACUUCUAAUAAAUUUUGCUUGGAGUACACAA
This is a messenger RNA of Pseudopipra pipra, 7170 nucleotides long. It is a transcript of the gene SORBS2, whose product is annotated as sorbin and SH3 domain containing 2. Bases 23 to 5203 code for a protein of 1726 amino acids. Gene Ontology annotation, cellular component: plasma membrane; synapse; dendrite. Gene Ontology annotation, molecular function: protein binding. The record is from RefSeq and is a predicted model, not a curated record. Gene Ontology annotation, biological process: Notch signaling pathway. NCBI's taxonomy places the organism in Eukaryota, Metazoa, Chordata, Aves, Passeriformes, Pipridae. The transcript has 28 exons.